AUGUCUCAAACAGACAGUUCCAAUUUAGAAGCACUGCUGUUCGAGAAGGCAAAAGCCUACCUGAUGCGUGCAAACAAAGAUGGUGUCAGCGUUUAUGAUCAGCUUGUCCGAAUCAUGGAGUUAUUAUUGGAUGAGAAUCCGGAGGAUGCAGCCCACAACCCGGAGAAGUUUGAAAACGUUCUACGUCUGCUUCAAAAGCAUGCGUUUGUUCUUGGUGAAAGCACGGAUUCGUGUAACGAGCCUGCAUCAAUCUCACCUAUUGAGCUGAAAUAUUUGCGAGAAAAUGAAGCCCUCUUCCAACGGCCAGAACCUGAGGUCCAAACCACCAUUGAGCAACCAGAUCCCUGCACUACCGUUACCACUACCAAAAUUAAACCGCUAACGGCGCCUUCAUGUGAUUCCAUUACACAGCAUAACAAAUUCUGGUCUGAAGCCGGAUACGGAAUGACAGAAGAAGAAGCUUUCUUCUUUGAGCGUUCUAUCACAAAGCUUGCGAUGGAUAAAGGCUUGGCAGAAGUUCGCUUUGUUGGAAAAAUAUUCGGUAGAUAUGCUAAUUAUAUCGUCAUCUCCAGCCGCCGCUAUCUCCAACCAGGCGAAAAAAUUUAUCAAGAGAUAAAUACCAUACCAAAACCACCACGCAAAAAGGCGGAGGUCCCGACGCAACCAGAGCCCGGUUUCGUGGGUACAAACCGGCUAUCCUACUGGGUUGCCUCACGCCCCUCAAGUGGAUGGGUGCUCCUUCCUGACGUAACACCACAGCAAAUCAACGCCGCGCGACGCAUUAACAGUCGCUUCACUGGAAACCUAGAUGCCGAUGUCGUCGGGAAUCCUCCGUUUCCAUGGAAAGAGUCCGUAUAUCUUCGCGCGCAAUUAUCAAGAAUUGUAAGUGGAACCUUCAUCUCACCUGUCGGUGCACUUGAGAGGCCUGAAGAGGAUUCAGAGGAGUUUGAAAGUGAAGAAUACGCCGACGAUGAUGAGCAAUUUUCACAUACUCAACCAAAGGAAGCAAAAUACCGCCCACUCACCGUCCCAGCACCGGGGUACGGUGAAGACGAAAUGGAUGUUGCCCAGCUUGCUUCGCUGGACCAAUGGGUGCAUUCUGAUAGCAUGAUUUUAAAUAACGGACGCCAAACAAAAGUACCAGAAAAAAUAGAAAACGAAGAUGAAGAACAAGAUGAGGACAAAGAUAACCAAGAUGUUGAGUCUGAUGAAGAAGAGGAAGUCGAAGAGGAGGAAGAGCCAGAGCUGUUUAGUCCCAUCAAGACAGACUACUUGCACGCAGUCAUUAACAUUCCUCAGCCGCCCCCGGAUCUUGAUGAGGAAGAGGAAGAAGAAGAAAAAACACAGGAAGGUGCGGAAGGAGAGCAAGAGGAAGAACCAGAGGACAACACACCAGUAAAACCCCUGAAUGACGAUGAUGUUCCUGACGACGACGUCACGAGACUAAAAGUGGCGGCGUGGAAGAUACGUAUCGUGAACAAUACAAAUAAGGACCAUCGAAUUGUGGCAGUUCACUCCUUAAGAUGGCCUGGUGCUUUCGCGUAUGCUGGAAACAAUGGCAAGCGCUGGGGUUGUGCGUACUUCGGAUCCGGCCUUAAAAAGAUGGACUAUGUAUUCACACCUCCACCGGCGCCGCCGAUUUUGUCUGAGUGCUCUGAUCUUGUGGAGGCAAUGGAUCCAACUGCAGCUGUAGAAAAGCUUGCUCGUCGUGGAGAAGAGCCACCAGAGGGUGACAGUGAGGACGAGCUCGAAGAGGCUGAGGAUGGUGGAGCCAUGUAA
Messenger RNA from Phytomonas sp. EM1, 1779 nucleotides. Lineage: Eukaryota; Euglenozoa; Kinetoplastea; Trypanosomatida; Trypanosomatidae. The record is from the annotation of a GenBank genome assembly.